Messenger RNA from Petromyzon marinus (sea lamprey), 4019 nucleotides. It is a transcript of the gene CRYL1, whose product is annotated as crystallin lambda 1. Gene Ontology annotation, biological process: fatty acid metabolic process. The record is from RefSeq and is a predicted model, not a curated record. Gene Ontology annotation, molecular function: L-gulonate 3-dehydrogenase activity; NAD+ binding. NCBI's taxonomy places the organism in Eukaryota, Metazoa, Chordata, Hyperoartia, Petromyzontiformes, Petromyzontidae.
GGGGGGCAGCCCCUGCGCUACUUGGGGGGGGGGCCCUGAAGUCUCCCCGCGCUCGGUCUCGAGACGCCGGCACAGCGCCGCAAGUGGCCAAAGAGCGACACGUCGGGGGCUGUCGUCUUGUUGGUGUUGUUGUUGUGGCGAGUCUCGGAGCUGUCGACAACAUCGACUCUGUGUGUGUGUCGGGGGGUGUUGCGGUCCGGUGCCUCAGCCCGCAGUAAGCAGCCGACUCUGACACCCUGCGCCGUCUUUAAACAGCCGCUUCGCGUAGAAGGAAGGGCACCAGCAUGGCUGAGCAGGGGAAAGACUCCACCACGACCACGACCACAACAACAGUCGCCAUUAUAGGGAGCGGGCUCAUUGGCCGGAGUUGGGCCAUGCUGUUUGCUGCCGCGGGCUUCCCCGUGCGCCUCUACGACUCGCUGCCCGGCGUCGCGGAGAAGGCCCUGCAGGACAUCCGGGAGAAUCUGAAAUCCCUCGCGGCAUCCGGCUCCCUGCGUGGAUCCCUGCCCGUGGACUCUCAGCUCUCUCUCAUCCAAGCCGUCGCUGAUCUGUCGGAGGCGGUUAGCGGUGUGGAUUACGUGCAGGAGUGCAUCCCCGAGGACCUGAGCAUGAAGGAGGAGCUGUACCGGCAGCUGGACCCGCUCCUGGGGCCCCGCACGGUGCUCGCGAGCUCCACCUCAUGCCUGCUGCCCUCGGCCCUCUUCGCCCAGCGACGAUACCCGGCCAACUGCCUCGUCUGCCACCCCGUGAACCCGCCGUACUUCGUGCGGCUCGUGGAGCUGGUGCCGCACGCCGGCACGGGCGGCGCGGCGCUGUCGCGGGCGCACCGCCUCAUGAGGCGGCUGGGACAGGCGCCCGUCACGCUGCGCCGCGAGAUCCCGGGCUUCGCUCUCAACCGCGUGCAGUAUGCCAUCAUCGCCGAGGCAUGGCGCCUCGUUCGCGAUGGGGUGAUGUCCCCGGAGGAUGUGGACCUCGUCAUGACCGAAGGCCUCGGCCCUCGCUACGCCUUCGUGGGCCCCCUGGAGACCAUGCACCUCAACGCUGAAGGCUUCAAGAGCUACUGCGAACGCUACGAAGCCGGGAUGACGAGCAUCAUGUCUGCGUUUGGGCCUCUGCCGAACUUCGCUGGGGAAGCUCUGGACACCAUCGACCAGGCCAUGUGCGCUCGUACCCCAGCCAAUCAGGAGUCGCUGAGCGCCCGGCGAAAGUGGAGGGAUGAGCGCCUGACGGAGCUGGCAAAGAUGAAGAGUGCACAACACGCUGAAAAAUCGUGAACGUCACAACACGCGUCGAUGUGGUUGUCUUGUGGCCGAGGGCGCACAGAGAUCCUGAGUUCAAAUCCAGGUUUUGGCCACCUGCCAUUAAACUAAAUUACCAUGUGUAGUGAGUUUUAUGAUUUCAGCCUGGUCACCAGUGUCUGUACAAGAAAACCAUCGCUUAAAAGUUGAUUUUCCACCUAAAUUGGCUAUGCUUCAUCUACGAAAUUAGCGUUUUUGUAUUUACUGACAUUAAAAGGUAUGUUCCGAGGUUGGGCAACAAUAUCUAUUGAAAUGACUUCAGAAGUAUUUCUGUGAUGUCCUCUUCACGGGAUAUCUAACACAGGUUGAUGCAAUUUUAGCUGCAAUCAUUUCUGGAUAGAACGGUCUGUCUAAUUGCAGGAUACCGUUAUUACAAUGAGAGUAUAAUUGGCAGAAAUAUUUUAGAAAUAUAUAUAAAUGUAUAUUGAAAAUAAAUAUGCAACAUCAGUCGGCUGGGUGAUUCAGGGUACUGAGGCGGUGUCAGAGUAUUAAGCUCAAACUUCCUCGUAAAUGGGUCCUGGUGUUUCGGCAGUUUCUGUUUACCAACCACAAAACAACCCCGAAGAGAUGGAAGAUCGAAACAGUGAUACUCGUGUAAGAGCCAGAGGUACAAGUGACAGUGUCUCCAUCGCAGCCCAAACUUACAAGAUUGUUUCUCCCAUGCAAGUGCUUAAUCCUGGUGCCUUGUCUGAGAACUGAUGAAAUUGAGGGGGAGUUUGGUUGAGGGAAAUGUCAAAUUGUACUCUUCCCAGGAUAUUUAUAUCAAUCGCCCACAGCUUAACGCUUAAUUGGUGAACCGUGUUUGCGUGCUUUUGUUCCGUAAUGGCGCGUGAUGGGGAGUGGACUUGGCGCUAAUUUCGCAUUGGCGUCGUACACGCGAUUGUACAGAGCCGGCAGAGACAAGUCUGGGCGUGCGCGUUUGGGCGUUCAAAUGCAGUGAUCAACCGUGAUGCAUUUUAAUGGCAAAUAACGUGAACCAUCAUGAUGCCUCAUUGAGCCUCUGUGAGACCCGUCCCAUGGCCUGAGAGAGCAGCACCCUUUUGUGUGUUGUUGUGGACAUUCUCUCCGUGCCUGUGUGUGGGAAGCGAUUUGCAAGUGAUCAGGAACACAGCGCUCCGAUUACAGCAACCUCGAUUUACAAGACAGUGCCCUGUUGGCUGCAGGCUUGGGGCGAUACUCGGCUGACUCGUACGAUGUAAGGGUCCACGGGAAUGGCAGCGGCAGCGUGAUUAACGUUGCCCGUUUAUUGUUUUGCAAAUAUUUUAUUUUCUUGCAUUAAAAAUCAAGCGCAAUUAUAACUUUAAAAAAAGAACUGUUAUUACCCAUUACAUCAGUACUUUAUAAAAAAUGGAAUAAUGGUCUGGUGGUGAUAUGAUAUCAUUUUCUCAACCCUGAAUUAUUGUGUAAAUGUGCAUUAUAAGCCGAACAGAUUCGUACGUUUGCAUUGACCAUGAGACUCGUGGGCAGGCUUUUGUUGCGCUGGUUGAAGGACUGAAGCAAUGUUUGUAUUAAAAAUACAACAAAGCACAAAAACAAUAUUGAUAAAAAUGUGAAAUGCAAUGCAAGUAGGAAAGUGGUAUCGCGAUGAUCGUCAUCGUGAACAUAUCGCAUUGUGAAAAUAAAUAUCCUGUGUAUCAUGCCAACCCGAGUAGGUAGUGGUACACAGUAUAUAUCCUGUGUAUCACUGCCAACCCGAGUUGGUAGUGAUGCACAGUAAAUAUCCUGUGUAUCAUGCCAACCCGAGUUGGUAGUGAUGCACAGUAAAUAUCCUGUGUAUCAUGCCAACCCGAGUUGGUAGUGGUACACAGUAAAUAUCCUGUGUAUCAUGCCAACCCGAGUUGGUAGUGAUGCACAGUAUAUAUCCUGUAUAUCAUGCCAACCCGAGUUGGUAGUGGUACACAGUAUAUAUCCUGUAUAUCAUGCCAACCCGAGUUGGUAGUGGUACACAGUAUAUAUCCUGUGUAUCAUGCCAACCCGAGUUGGUAGUGGUACACAGUAUAUAUCCUGUGUAUCAUGCCAACCCGAGUUGGUAGUGGUACACAGUAUAUAUCCUGUAUAUCAUGCCAACUCGACUUGGGAGUGGUACACAGUAUAUAUCCUGUAUAUCAUGCCAACCCGAGUUGGUAGUGGUACACAGUAUAUAUCCUGUGUAUCAUGCCAACCCGAGUUGGUAGUGAUGCACAGUAUAUAUCCUGUGUAUCAUGCCAACCCGAGUUGGGAGUGGUACACAGUAUAUAUCCUGUGUAUCAUGCCAACCCGAGUUGGUAGUGGUACACAGUAUAUAUCCUGUGUAUCAUGCCAACCCGAGUUGGUAGUGGUACACAGUAUAUAUCCUGUAUAUCAUGCCAACCCGAGUUGGUAGUGGUGCACAAGUAAUAACCACCAAUGUCGAACAUCAUUCAACGUGGGAUGUGCCUCCCCAAGGUCAACUCUGCCUUAAAUGUCAUUGGUUGAAUCCAGCAGAUACACCAGUUAACGCUACUUAAUACUGUACCUUAAUUGUAUGUGUUUGCAUUGGAAAUGACGUGAAUUGUAAUUGAAAUGUAAUUUUUACUUUUAAUACGAGUGAUAUAGACAAUCAAACAAAAGGGAAUGCUGUUUUACAAUGAAGUCACACAAAGAAGAAAUGUCAUCAUCACAUUUUUCAAAGUGAAAACCUGUGUCCCCAUAGAAGAACCGCUAUGCAUGUGAAAUGAUAAACCGUUUAUAUUUCUCUCCGAA